AUAACUUCUUUUCCUUCUUCUUUGUCUUUGCUAAUUUGCUUCUACUUUAUUUUUCUUCUUCUUUCUCGUGAACCAAACAGAAAAUUCCUGAGGGAAAAAAAAGAAAGAAAAAAUUAAAAGCUGACGUGAAUUUAUAAAUAUAUGUUGAGGAUCUAAAAGCGAGCGAAACAAAGAGAGACGGCGGAGACGAGAAAUUGUUGGAUACAAUCGAAGAGGUUGGAGGAAAGUUUUUGCAGGUUCUGGAAACUAAUCGUGAAGAUUUCUUUUGUUUUUGUUCAAGUUUUUUGAGAAUCCGUAAGAAAAGAAGCCUGUGAACGAAGUUCAAGAGAUUUGCAGCUACCGCCAUGUUCAAUUCUUCUCUGGAAAUAAUUUUGUUUGAUUUUUGUUUGGCAGAUACAUUUGGAAGAUUACAGAGCUGUUUUCUGGAGAAAUUUGGACUGAAUUCAUCUGCGGAUAAGCAGAUCAAUUGCUGACAUAUUCAAAGGAUUUAGAAUCUUGUAUCACAAGAAAGUGCGGAGAAUAGGCUGCAAAUGUCAUUAUUUUGUUGAAAUACAAAGUAAAUUUGUGUUCAUAACCAUAAGACUGAAGCAAAGUUGUAACGGCAAGGCUGAGUGAUUUCAGGUGUGCACGAAAGAAUGGAGAAGGACUCAUUAAGGAACAAUAAUAACACUGGUAUUGGUAGUAGCACCAACUACAGCAGAGACAGAGCUGCCGGAGCCGGAGUCGACGGCGGGUUAUUAAGAUCCAGCUCGGAUCCGGCCAAGCAAACGGCGUCGUCUUCUGCUUUCGUUUUGCAGUGGGGAAAUCGGAAGCGUCUCAGGUGUAUGAAGAUCCAGGUCAAAGACGAUCAGUCUGGACCGGUUAGUCGAACCACGGUUCGAGUCGACCGCCGAGUCGUGAGGGCCGACAUGGAUUCUUCAAAUCAGCCAAGCAAUAACAAUCACGGGAACGGAUAUUUUAACCUCCGUCAACGGCCUGCUUCCCCUCAAGCUCCGCCACCUCAGCGCAUUCUCAGGAACUCUGAGAAUUCCAGUGCUAUGAGAGGCCAAAGCAACGGAGCAGCUGUUAGGGGAUUCGCCUCGCCAGAUAGGGGUGCGCACGAUAAGAGAGUGGGUGGUAACAACCAUAAUAAUAACCACCACCAGCUCCACCAGCGAAGCAGCCACAACAACCAUGAUAACAACCACCACCACAGCAAAUCAGCGGCGUCUUCCGAGAUGGCUCACGACAGCAAAAAGGGAGGCUCGUCUUCAGGAAGCGGCGAGGCAGCUGCUCCGCCCAUCGUUUGGCCUCCGAAAUUCGUGAUCGCUUUGACGAAUAAAGAGAAGGAAGAGGAUUUCAUGGCCAUCAAAGGAUCUAAACUGCCACAGAGACCCAAAAAACGAGCGAAAUUCAUUCAACGAACUCUCAACCUGGUAAGUCCGGGGGCGUGGCUAUGCGAUCUAUCCCUCGAACGAUACGAGGUCAGGGAGAAGAAGAUCACAAAAAAGAGACCAAGAGGAUUGAAGGCAAUGGGAAAUACUAAUAUGGAAUCGGACUCCGAAUAAGACGGAACUGAUGAAACGUUGAAGGUAAGAUGGUCUUUAUGUUGAAGAUGACAAGAAGGAUAUGAAGUGGUGUAAAUGAGGACAGGACCCUUUGAGAUGAAUUAAAAAGAAUGAAAAAUCAAAGCCAAAUUUUAUUUUCUA
Hibiscus syriacus is the source of this 1688-nucleotide messenger RNA. RefSeq names its product probable serine/threonine-protein kinase DDB_G0282963. Bases 636 to 1547 code for a protein of 303 amino acids. The record is from RefSeq and is a predicted model, not a curated record. The transcript has 7 exons. Lineage: Eukaryota; Viridiplantae; Streptophyta; Magnoliopsida; Malvales; Malvaceae.